Messenger RNA from Callorhinus ursinus (northern fur seal), 3391 nucleotides. The record is from RefSeq and is a predicted model, not a curated record. Lineage: Eukaryota; Metazoa; Chordata; Mammalia; Carnivora; Otariidae.
GAGCGGCCGGUCGGAGGGGUCCCCGCGCCCCGCACGCCCGCACGCCCGGCCGGCCCGGCCAGGCUCGCAGCGAGCAUGGGCGCGGCGGCCGUGCGCUGGCACUUGUGCCUGCUGCUCGCCCUGGGCACGCGCGGGCGGCUGGCGGGGGGCAGCGGGCUCCCAGGGCCAGUCGACGUGGACGAGUGCUCGGAGGGCACGGAUGACUGCCACAUCGAUGCCAUCUGCCAGAACACGCCCAAGUCCUACAAAUGCCUCUGCAAGCCGGGCUACAAAGGGGAAGGCAGGCAGUGUGAAGACAUCGACGAGUGUGAGAAUGACUACUACAACGGGGGCUGCGUGCACGAGUGCAUCAACAUCCCAGGGAACUACAGGUGCACCUGCUUUGACGGCUUCAUGCUGGCCCACGACGGACACAACUGCCUGGAUGUGGACGAGUGUCAGGACAACAAUGGUGGCUGCCAGCAGAUCUGCGUCAAUGCCAUGGGCAGCUACGAGUGUCAGUGCCACAGUGGCUUUUUCCUCAGCGACAACCAGCAUACCUGCAUCCACCGCUCCAACGAGGGUAUGAACUGCAUGAACAAAGACCACGGCUGUGCCCACAUCUGCCGGGAGACGCCCAAAGGUGGGGUGGCCUGUGACUGCAGGCCCGGCUUUGACCUUGCCCAAAACCAGAAGGACUGCACACUAACCUGUAACUAUGGAAACGGAGGCUGCCAGCACAGCUGUGAGGACACGGACACGGGCCCCAUGUGUGGCUGCCACCAGAAGUACGCCCUCCACUCAGACGGUCGGACGUGCAUCGAGACGUGUGCAGUAAACAACGGAGGCUGCGACCGAACCUGCAGGGAUACGGCCACUGGCGUGCGGUGCAGCUGCCCGGUGGGAUUCACGCUGCAGCCCGACGGAAAGACGUGCAAAGACAUCAACGAGUGCCUGGCCAACAACGGGGGCUGCGACCACUUCUGCCGCAACACCGUGGGCAGCUUCGAGUGCGGCUGCCGUAAGGGCUACAAGCUGCUGACCGACGAGCGGACGUGCCAAGACAUCGACGAGUGCUCCUUCGAGCGGACCUGCGACCACAUCUGCAUCAACUCCCCAGGCAGCUUCCAGUGCCUGUGUCACCGUGGCUACACACUCUAUGGGACAACCCACUGCGGAGAUGUGGACGAGUGCAGCAUGAACAACGGGAGCUGUGACCAGGGCUGUGUCAACACCAAGGGCAGCUACGAAUGCGUCUGCCCCCCGGGGAGGCGGCUCCACUGGAACCGGAAGGACUGUGUGGAGACGGGCAAGUGCCUUUCUCGGGCCAAGGCCUCCCCCUGGGCCCAGCUGUCCUGCAGCAAGGUGGGCGGCAUGGAGAGCUGCUCCCUUUCCUGCCCAGCCCACUCACUCUUCGUGCCAGACUCGGAAAACAGCUACAGCCUGAGCUGCGGCGUCCCGGGUCUCCAGGGCAAGAUGCUGCCGAAGCGCAACAGCACCAGCUCCAGCACUGGGCCCAGCUGCUCAGGUGCGCCUGCCCCCAUCAGGCAGAAGGCCCGCUUCAAGAUCCGAGACGCCAAGUGCCACCUCCGGCCCCACAGCCGGGAGCCAGCAAAGGAGGCCCUGAGGCAGCUGCUGCUGGAAAACUGCCAUCUGACCUUUGUGACCCUCAAAUGUGACUCCUCCAAGAAGAGGCGCCGUGGCAAAAAGUCCCCAUCCAAGGAGGUGACCCACAUCACAGCAGAGUUCGAGGUGGAGACAAAGAUGGAAGAGGCGUCAGACACCUGUGAGGCGGACUGCAUGCGGAAGCGCGCCGAGCAGAGCCUGCAGGCCGCCAUCAAGACUCUGCGGAAGUCCAUCGGCCGGCAGCACUUCUCCGUCCAGGUCGCAGGCACAGAGUACGCGAUGGCCCAGUGGCCGGCCAAGGCCCUGGAGGGCCAGGGGGCGUGCGUCACAGGCCAGGUGUUACAGGACGGGAAAUGCGUGGCCUGCGGGCCUGGCACCUACUUCAGCGGAGAGCCUGGCCAGUGUGUGCCAUGCGCGCCGGGGUCCUACCAGGAUGGGGACGGCCAACUCAGCUGCACGCCAUGCCCCAGCAGCGACGGGCUCGGCCUGGCUGGUGCCCGCAACGUAUCCGAAUGUGGAGGCCAGUGCUCCCCAGGCUUCUUCUCCCCGGAUGGCUUCAGGCCCUGCCAGGCCUGCCCGGUGGGCACGUACCAGCCUGAGCCUGGGCGCACAGGGUGCUUCCCCUGCGGAGGGGGGCUGCUCACCAAGCACGAGGGCACAGUCUCCUUCCAAGACUGUGAGGCCAAAGUGCACUGCUCCCCGGGCCACCACUACAACACCACCAUCCACCGGUGCAUCCGCUGCCCCGUGGGCACCUACCAGCCCGAGUUUGGCCAGAACCACUGCAUCACCUGCCCAGGCAACACCAGCACGGACUUCGAUGGCUCCACCAAUGUCACACACUGCAAAAACCAGCACUGCGGCGGCGAGCUCGGCGACUACACAGGCUACAUCGAGUCCCCCAACUACCCCGGCGACUACCCGGCCAACGCCGAGUGCGUGUGGCACAUCUCGCCGCCCCCCAAGCGCAGGAUCCUCAUCGUGGUCCCCGAGAUCUUCCUGCCCGUGGAGGACGAGUGUGGUGACGUCCUGGUCAUGAGGAAGAGCGCAUCACCCACAUCUAUCACCACCUAUGAGACCUGCCAGACCUAUGAGAGGCCCAUCGCCUUCACCUCCCGCUCCCGGAAGCUCUGGAUCCAGUUCAAAUCCAAUGAAGGCAACAGCGGCAAAGGAUUCCAAGUGCCCUAUGUCACCUAUGACGAGGACUACCAGCAGUUGAUAGAAGAUAUCGUUCGCGAUGGACGGCUCUACGCCUCGGAGAAUCACCAGGAAAUUUUAAAAGACAAGAAGCUCAUCAAGGCCCUCUUUGAUGUGUUGGCGCAUCCCCAGAACUACUUCAAGUACACAGCCCAGGAGUCCAAGGAGAUGUUCCCGCGGUCCUUCAUCAAACUGCUGCGCUCCAAAGUGUCCCGAUUCCUGCGGCCCUACAAAUAAUGCCCUGCUCGGGGAUGGCGGGUGUCCCGACGGGGAGGGGAGCGUGCCUUCCCUCCACAGGAGAGGCUAGAAGGCGGCUCCGCGGGCCUCCACACUCUGCCUUGGGAAGCCACCACGGCGUCUGCCCUUCGGAAACACGGACCAGCCCGUGGGGGUGAGACCACGUCCAGGCCGAGACCCCGGCCCGCCGCACUCCUCGGAUGGCCCCACUGGGAAAAACACUGCGGCUUUUCUCCCUCGCUCCCUCUGCCUGUUCGAUUCCAGGACAGCAGCCUCUCCUGAGCGGCACUAGAGGACCCACCCGGGGCCAGGACACCCUGUGCACAGCCAGGUCCUGGGCAGAGAGCACAUU